AUGACUAUAGCGGCCUCUCCCUUGAUUAAUGCCAUAUACAAGCCAAAACUCCGGUUCAAGCAGACCCAACUAAGGACUGUGCAGAAGCUAAGGUAUGAAGCAGAGUUUCGAGUUGCAGCUUGUGUCCACAAUGCUCACCAAGCCAUUGGCAUGAUCCGUGUUCUUGAAGCCACAAAUGCCAGCAGACUUUCCCCUUUAUAUGUGUCAGUCCUUCACCUUGUGGAACUCACUAGACACGGCACUGGUCUUCUUGUGGCCCAAAUGGACAAUCCAAAUGUUCAAGGGGGGUCAUCAGAGAGCCAGUAUGGAUCACAAGAAGAGUUUGAGACCAUAAACAAUGCAUUUACGGAGUUUGUUGAGGAAUACAAAGCAGUGAGAUUUGACACAUCAGGUAUUGUUGCAACCUAUGAAACAAUCCAUCAGGAUAUAUACAAUGUGACAGAAGAGAAACGUGCAAGCCUAAUUCUCCUUCCAUUCCACAAAGAACUAAACUCGGAAGGUGUGUUGGAAACAACCAACGAUGCAUUAGGUGACAUAAACAAGAAUGUGUUGCAGGAACCACCUUGUUCUGUGGGGAUCCUUGUGAACCGUGGACUCAGGCCAUUGUCUAAAACAACCAUGAACAUCAUUAUGGUCUUCAUCGGAGGGCUUGAUGAUCGUGAAGCCUUGUCAGUUGCAUGGAGAAUGGCAGCACAUUCAGCCACAAAGUUGCAUGUAAUUAGGCUUCUCAUAUCAGGCACUGAGGCUGCAGAAGAUAAGGCAUUCCACUGUGAUCCCAAUGGACUGUUAUCUACAGUGAUGGACAAUGUGAUGCAGAAAGAGUUGGAUGAUGAGCACAUAUUUCACUUCAGGCACAAAGCGUUGCACAACAACGACUCCAUCACAUACUCAGAGAAAGAAGUAAGGAUAGAAACUGGUGAGGAGAUUCCUUUGGUCCUCAAUGAGAUAGACAAACCACGGUGUGACUUGUACGUUUUGGGACAGGGGAGUGGCAACAAGUACACAAUUUUCCAAAGGUUGUUGGAAUGGUGUGACAACCCUGAACUUGGGGUCAUGGGGGACAUUGUAGCUUCAACCAGUUUUGGCACAAACUCCUCACUUCUUGUCGUGCAGCAAUACACCAUGGAAAGAAAGCCUAAAUCUCAUUGUCGCAGUAGAAAAUGUCACUCCAAGAAAGAUGAUAUUGACGUAUUGUGA
Messenger RNA from Sphenostylis stenocarpa, 1197 nucleotides. The record is from the annotation of a GenBank genome assembly. Lineage: Eukaryota; Viridiplantae; Streptophyta; Magnoliopsida; Fabales; Fabaceae.